UGUCGAUAUUAUUGCAAGUAUGACCACGCCAGGCCAGGGCAUUCUUUUAUAACGUGAAAACCACAAACGACGCCGCAGCACUCUGCGCUACAAACAAUGUCAGGUUCAUGACCAACCCUGCUGCUGUGCAGCAUGACUCGCCAACGAGCAUGCCUUACCUGAGCCAUGCUCUAUGGAGGGGUACCGAAGCCGCCCGCUUACAGAUCUGGAUAGAUCUCCAACUUUCCGUUGCUCAGGGAGGGCAAAUUCGGUUUCAUGCCAUGCACUCACCCGGCCCAUGACUUUCCACGUUUGCAUUCCAUGGUUUUCCGUAUGAUUGACGAGCUGGCAUUCUCUUUCUUCUUUCCCGCAUCGUAUACCCAGUUGCCUUCUCGCAUUCCUUAGCAUCAGCCCAUCGUUGACCGCAACAAUGGCGAAACCGCGCUUGAUCAUCCUGAUUCGGCACGCGCAGUCCGAGGGCAACAAGAACCGAGAUGUCCACCAGUCCAUACCCGACCACCGGGUCAAACUCACACCCGAGGGACAAACCCAGGCGCGCGAAGCGGGCCGUCGUCUACGGGAGCUCCUCCGUCCUACCGACACCCUCCACUUCUUCACCUCGCCCUAUCGACGGACGCGCGAGACGACCGAAGGCAUCCUCGAGACACUCACCUCCGACGAAGAGUCCCCGUCGCCCUUUCGACGUGCGAACAUCAAGGUCUACGAGGAGCCCCGCCUGCGAGAGCAGGACUUUGGCAACUUCCAGCCAUGCAGCGCCGAGAUGGAGCGCAUGUGGCAGGAACGGGCCGACUAUGGCCACUUCUUCUACCGCAUCCCCAACGGCGAGAGCGCGGCGGACGCCUACGACCGCAUCUCCGGCUUCAACGAGUCCCUCUGGCGCCAGUUUGGCGAGGACGACUUUGCGAGCGUCUGCGUGCUGGUCACCCACGGACUCAUGUCCCGCGUCUUCCUGAUGAAGUGGUACCACUUCUCGGUCGAAUACUUUGAGGAUCUACGCAACGUCAACCACUGCGAGUUUCUCAUCAUGCGACGGCAGGACAAUGGCAAGUACCUGCUGGAAAAUAACCUACGAACCUGGUCGGAUCUCCGCCGCGAGCGCGCUCUGAAGGAAGCCCGCGAGGCAAAAGCCCCGGAACCCGACACAAGCGUGGCCGUCAUAGAGAAGGAAGACGACGGGCCUAAAAAGGAAGAUGACGGGCUUGAAAGGGAAAGUGCCCCCGUCACAUCCACCACCCUCGCCCGCAGCAAGACGUUCACCGUGACGAGGCGAUGGGGCGGCUGUCCCAACGGGUGCAACCACAGCAGCCACUACCUCAAGAAGCGUGAGGAUCUCGAACUCCUGCGCCAGCGAGACGUGGAGCAUGCGAAUGCCGCCACAGACAAGAGCUGGACCCGGACGACCGUCAGCGACUGGCGACGCACACUGAGCUCGGACGAGGAGGAUGAUACCCCGGCCAAGGGCCCGUCGCCCCUGGUGCGGACGGUGACGACAACGACGGAGGACGGCGACUCGUCGUCGCAGCGCCACACGCCUGCCUCGUCCUUGGACCCGGCCACCGCGCGGGCUUUGCAUGUGGGCCGCGACGGAGGCGGUACGUACUCGGGACAUGCGUCGACCGCUGGUAGUGACACGGACGAGAUUUCCGAGGACGAGCACAGGAGAUUCCAACGAACACGGCGCAUACCCUCUCUCAACACGCGGAUAAGGAUAGCGAAUGCCGAGUCGGUGGCCAGGGGGGAGGUUAUGAGGCUGGGCGAUGCACCAUCGAAUUCAGCGCCCGAGGACGAGCUGGGCAGGGAAGAGCAGGAUGACAGGAGCAUACAGGGUAGCGUAUACUAGUCGCCAUGUGCGUCUAUGGCAUACAUCACAUCAAGAGGAUCAGAAGCGCCUAGGC
Molecule: messenger RNA, 1895 nt
Organism: Emericellopsis atlantica
Lineage: Eukaryota; Fungi; Ascomycota; Sordariomycetes; Hypocreales; Bionectriaceae
Product: phosphoglycerate mutase
Exons: 2
Coding region: 410-1840 (476 amino acids)
Molecular function (GO): phosphatase activity
Source: RefSeq, a predicted model, not a curated record